UGCAGAGUAUAAUUAUCGCUUUAUUUCCUCUUUUAGAAAUGUAGGCUGCGAUAAAUAAGAAAACUAAUCUGUUCCUUGGAUUUAUUUUGAACUAAAAGCUUAGAUUAAGUGGCAAAAUGGAUAUGAUACAUGAUUUAUCGCUAAGCAAUGAUUCGUUAUUAUGCUGCCGCGCCUGCCUCGCGACAGACGCGAGACUUUACAACAUACAUGAAUACAGACUCGCUGAAGCCUUUUACCGCGUCUCAGGGACUUUUGUCUACAAGGACGGGCCACAGCACCUGUGCAGCUUUUGCAGCGCUCAGCUGCUGCGCUGCGAGUCCUUCCGCACCAAGUGCUUCCGCGCCCAGCUGUGUCUCAACUCCAAGGAGCAUCAGGGCGAGCUGGACACAGACUACAUCCGCACGAUAGAUCGCGCAUCACACAAACUCCUCCCAAACCUGACCAUCAACCCGGUACAAACUGUCGAAUGCAUCGACGUCAAACCCCCUGAAGAAAUUAAAAAUGAACCAGACAUCGAGAUCACAGAUGACAGCAAGAAAACCGACUUCAAAAUUGAAGUAGAGAUUAAUGAGGACAAGUUGGAACAAGUAUUUGUUGUUACUGACAUUGAUGACAAUGAUAAUAAUAAAAGAAAAAGGAAGGCUUCAAAGAAAAAGAUUAAAACAGAAAUUCAUGAUGAUGAUGUAGAUUUUGAUGAUGGUGUAGACAAUGUAGACAUUGAUGAUGAUAAUGAUGAUAUAAGCUUAGAAAAUAUAGCUAAAAGCCUGAAGAAGAAAGUGAAAGCUAAAGCUAAGAAGGUAGUUAAGAAGAAAGAUAAGCAAGUGAAAGUGAAACAGGUUAAAGAGAAGCCGGUGAAAGAGUUAAAGAUUAAGAGGAGGAAUCCAGCUAAUGGGUAUUUGCCGGAGUUUGCGAUGGCCGCGUUUGAAACCAUGUAUUCUGUUCAUGUCGUCACCUUAAGCAAGGAAGAUCAACUGGAGGAGAUCGCAAUGCGCAAAGAGUCCGCCAACUACCAGGAGUCCGCGUUCCAGUGCGAGGACUGCGGGAAGGGCUUCGUGGCUGAGGAGGCCUAUAACAACCACCGCACCAGGCACAGCCCGAGCGCAGGCAAUUUCCCCUGCGAAAUAUGUAAAGUACGCUUUACGAAGCAAAGCAUACGACACACACACCAGGAUAUGCACCGCCUCAAGUUCUUCUGCAAGGAGUGCAGCUUCGUCUCUAGAACCAGGCAUCAAGCGAAGCAGCACCACGAGAUGCAUGUUGGCAAGACCUUCGAGUGCCAGCACUGCGGGAAGAGCUUCAGUAAAAGUUCGACGUAUUUGUCGCACGUGCGGCUGGCGCACCCCGCGCUGAAUGUGGCAUGCGACGAGUGCGGCGAGACGUUCGUCGGACAGAUGGGGCUCAAGAUGCACAAGAAACGGAUGCACGCUAAGAGCGUCAAACCGGACCAGUACAAGUGUGAGACCUGUCCAGCCACCUUCCUUAGCGUCGAAGCUCUGAACAGACACACGGACACGGCCGGCGAGCACGGAGACCUGCGGCCGUGCGAGCAGUGCGGCGAGAACUGUGCGAGCGAGGAGGCGCUAAAUAAGCAUGUGGGGGAGAUGCAUCCGGCUGAGACGCAUCGGUGUGAAGAGUGCAACGCCACGUUCGCAAGUGCAGCCGCGUACGACCUCCACCACCGUCGCAAGCACCUCAACCAGCCCUUCAGCGCCGCCGGCAGACGGACCCUGCACCGCGAGCCUCUAGUGCCGGGGCAGUUCGUGUGCGAGCAGUGCGGACGGAUACUGCCGCCCUUCAGCGCCGCCGGCAGACGGACCCUGCACCGCGAGCCUCUAGUGCCGGGGCAGUUCGUGUGCGAGCAGUGCGGACGGAUACUGCCGCCCUUCAGCGCCGCCGGCAGACGGACCCUGCACCGCGAGCCUCUAGUGCCGGGGCAGUUCGUGUGCGAGCAGUGCGGACGGAUACUGCCGCCCUUCAGCGCCGCCGGCAGACGGACCCUGCACCGCGAGCCUCUAGUGCCGGGGCAGUUCGUGUGCGAGCAGUGCGGACGGAUACUGCCGCCCUUCAGCGCCGCCGGCAGACGGACCCUGCACCGCGAGCCUCUAGUGCCGGGGCAGUUCGUGUGCGAGCAGUGCGGACGGAUACUGCCGCCCUUCAGCGCCGCCGGCAGACGGACCCUGCACCGCGAGCCUCUAGUGCCGGGGCAGUUCGUGUGCGAGCAGUGCGGACGGAUACUGCCGCCCUUCAGCGCCGCCGGCAGACGGACCCUGCACCGCGAGCCUCUAGUGCCGGGGCAGUUCGUGUGCGAGCAGUGCGGACGGAUACUGCCGCCCUUCAGCGCCGCCGGCAGACGGACCCUGCACCGCGAGCCUCUAGUGCCGGGGCAGUUCGUGUGCGAGCAGUGCGGACGGAUACUGCCGCCCUUCAGCGCCGCCGGCAGACGGACCCUGCACCGCGAGCCUCUAGUGCCGGGGCAGUUCGUGUGCGAGCAGUGCGGACGGAUACUGCCGCCCUUCAGCGCCGCCGGCAGACGGACCCUGCACCGCGAGCCUCUAGUGCCGGGGCAGUUCGUGUGCGAGCAGUGCGGACGGAUACUGCCGCCCUUCAGCGCCGCCGGCAGACGGACCCUCCACCGCGAGCCUCUAGUGCCGGGGCAGUUCGUGUGCGAGCAGUGCGGACGGAUACUGCCGCCCUUCAGCGCCGCCGGCAGACGGACCCUGCACCGCGAGCCUCUAGUGCCGGGGCAGUUCGUGUGCGAGCAGUGCGGACGGAUACUGCCGCCCUUCAGCGCCGCCGGCAGACGGACCCUGCACCGCGAGCCUCUAGUGCCGGGGCAGUUCGUGUGCGAGCAGUGCGGACGGAUACUGCCGCCCUUCAGCGCCGCCGGCAGACGGACCCUGCACCGCGAGCCUCUAGUGCCGGGGCAGUUCGUGUGCGAGCAGUGCGGACGGAUACUGCCGCCCUUCAGCGCCGCCGGCAGACGGACCCUGCACCGCGAGCCUCUAGUGCCGGGGCAGUUCGUGUGCGAGCAGUGCGGACGGAUACUGCCGCCCUUCAGCGCCGCCGGCAGACGGACCCUGCACCGCGAGCCUCUAGUGCCGGGGCAGUUCGUGUGCGAGCAGUGCGGACGGAUACUGCCGCCCUUCAGCGCCGCCGGCAGACGGACCCUGCACCGCGAGCCUCUAGUGCCGGGGCAGUUCGUGUGCGAGCAGUGCGGACGGAUACUGCCGCCCUUCAGCGCCGCCGGCAGACGGACCCUCCACCGCGAGCCUCUAGUGCCGGGGCAGUUCGUGUGCGAGCAGUGCGGACGGAUACUGCCGCCCUUCAGCGCCGCCGGCAGACGGACCCUGCACCGCGAGCCUCUAGUGCCGGGGCAGUUCGUGUGCGAGCAGUGCGGACGGAUACUGCCGCCCUUCAGCGCCGCCGGCAGACGGACCCUGCACCGCGAGCCUCUAGUGCCGGGGCAGUUCGUGUGCGAGCAGUGCGGACGGAUACUGCCGCCCUUCAGCGCCGCCGGCAGACGGACCCUGCACCGCGAGCCUCUAGUGCCGGGGCAGUUCGUGUGCGAGCAGUGCGGACGGAUACUGCCGCCCUUCAGCGCCGCCGGCAGACGGACCCUGCACCGCGAGCCUCUAGUGCCGGGGCAGUUCGUGUGCGAGCAGUGCGGACGGAUACUGCCGCCCUUCAGCGCCGCCGGCAGACGGACCCUGCACCGCGAGCCUCUAGUGCCGGGGCAGUUCGUGUGCGAGCAGUGCGGACGGAUACUGCCGCCCUUCAGCGCCGCCGGCAGACGGACCCUGCACCGCGAGCCUCUAGUGCCGGGGCAGUUCGUGUGCGAGCAGUGCGGACGGAUACUGCCGCCCUUCAGCGCCGCCGGCAGACGGACCCUGCACCGCGAGCCUCUAGUGCCGGGGCAGUUCGUGUGCGAGCAGUGCGGACGGAUACUGCCGAGUCGAACCUCGCUACGGUACCACAAGCGAGACCACAAGACGGCGAAGCCACACGCCUGCCGCCAGUGCCCCAAGAGUUUCUCCACCAAACGAGCGCUCGAUUGGCAUAUCCGGUCGCACACGGGGGAGAAGCCCCACCAGUGCCCCGAGUGCCCGCUCGCCUUCAGCAUCAAGUCCAACCUCAAGCGGCAUCACAAGGCGGUGCACCUCGGGCUCCGCAACAGCGUGCCGUGCACGAUCUGCGGGCGCGUGUUCACCACCAACUCGUGCGUGCGCAUACACAUCAACACCGUGCACCACGGCCAGCCCGGACCCAAGCGGAACCGGAAGCGGACCAAGUACGGCAAGAUACCGGAGUCGCCGGCCAGUCUUAUGUAA
Cydia fagiglandana is the source of this 4328-nucleotide messenger RNA. Its product is annotated as zinc finger protein 729-like. Gene Ontology annotation, molecular function: DNA-binding transcription activator activity, RNA polymerase II-specific; zinc ion binding; RNA polymerase II cis-regulatory region sequence-specific DNA binding. The coding region runs from base 117 to 4328 and encodes 1403 amino acids. Gene Ontology annotation, biological process: regulation of transcription by RNA polymerase II. Gene Ontology annotation, cellular component: nucleus. The transcript is spliced from 36 exons. The record is from RefSeq and is a predicted model, not a curated record. Lineage: Eukaryota; Metazoa; Arthropoda; Insecta; Lepidoptera; Tortricidae.